This is a messenger RNA of Anastrepha ludens (Mexican fruit fly), 6851 nucleotides long. It is a transcript of the gene NSD, whose product is annotated as nuclear receptor binding SET domain protein. Gene Ontology annotation, cellular component: chromatin; nucleus. The transcript has 6 exons. Gene Ontology annotation, biological process: regulation of DNA-templated transcription. The record is from RefSeq and is a predicted model, not a curated record. NCBI's taxonomy places the organism in Eukaryota, Metazoa, Arthropoda, Insecta, Diptera, Tephritidae. Gene Ontology annotation, molecular function: protein binding; histone H3K36 methyltransferase activity. Bases 182 to 4813 code for a protein of 1543 amino acids.
UAAACAGCUGCAACAUUUUGGCGCGUAUGUCGAAUUUGCUUUGUGACUUCAGAGUCUGAUGUUCUGCAAUUUUAAUAUAAGUUAUUUGUUUUAUAUAAAUCAAUGCGAGUCAAUAAAGCUGUGCUUUUCUGUUAAGUAUAAAGUGUUAGAUUUAAAUUAGCUGUUGAGUAAAGCAGGGAAGAUGCGUUCGAACCGAAAGCAAACCACCGCUGUGGAUAGGAAAAAGCGUAGCCGUAUUGCUGGAGAGUCUGAUGCAUCUUUUGGCAGUCCAGUUGGAAUUGAUUCUAUCACACACAACUCUAGCCAAAAAACUAAAAGAAUGAAUAGUGAAAUUCGCAAGUUUGUUAAUAAACGCAAGAAUAGUGAUCCGCGAUUGGUGACGCCUCAUGUAUCUUCUCAAAAGGAGAGAGGACGAAACAAAACGUCGACUAAUAUUGGAACGAGCAGUAAAUCAUCAUCGUCUACGCCACGGAGAAAACGUGAUUUGUUAGCAAAUUUGCACUCUGAUUUGAGCCCAAAAUAUAUCGGAUUUAGGACCCCGCCAUCAUGCUCUACUAUGGUUGGCAAUGGUAGUGAAAGCGACGGUAGCUUACAAACGAGAAGUGGCCGCCGUCGCAAAUUGCAAGUAUCCGAAUUAGUAGAUAGUGAUAGCGAAGUUUUAGCCGACACCUCCACAGCAUUACUAGGUUGUGUGAGACGUGCACAUAACGAAGCAUUAACACCUUCCCCAAAUAGUUCAUCGUCGCGUAAAAAGUUUGAAAGUCCCAUUGAUAAAUUGCUUGCACGAAAUGGUUCAGUGGUGGUGGAUGAUAUUAGCAAAGAAAAAAUAGUGAAAAAUUUGGAUGAGAGCCUAAAGUCCAAAUUAACAACCGUAAAAAGUGAAUGUGAACUUGAAACAAAAGAAGAAUUCGAUGAAUUUCAGUGUGGGAUUUUCAGAGCCAAUAAUUUGACAGAUGUGGAGGAAAACCGAAAAAUUUGUCAAACAAUAGUUUUAGGGACUGAGCAGAACAAGGAAUCUCCAGUAAACGAAACAUCUCAACUCGUUAGCGAUGUAAAAAGUGAAAUAGUCUAUGAUGUACAGAAUGAAGUAGGGACAAAAGCUGCCGCCCAAACAAAGGAAAUUAGUCGUAAAGAAAAUGAAGGAUAUUCAAUAAUUCCCGAUGAACAAGAACAUUCUGGUGAAAAUUUUGUUGUAAAUCCACUUGUAGCAGUUAAAAUUGAAGUUGAUAGUAGCGAAAAUACUGCGGAAAGCCUCGAAAAUCCUAAUGGCAGCGGGGAGGCAAAUCUGCAAUACGACGGGGAAAGUGGGGAUAGUGGCGUUUCGUUGUUAUUACGCGAAGCAGUCGGCUUUAGCGCCAACUCCCCUUCUGCCUUUAGUUUAGAUAGCGCAAAAGGGUCAUCCGUAGUCACAGGAAUGGAUUGGAUGUCAUUUACAACAGGAGAUCUCUUCUGGGGGCAAAUAUUCGCCUUUUGUUACUGGCCUUGCAUCGUUUGCCCGGACCCUGAUGGUAAGACGAUAACUACUGAUCGCAACGAACGUACUGACGAGGAGUUUGUAUUAGUGCAUGUACGCUUCUUUGCCGAUAGUGGACGAAGAAAUUGGGUGAAACGUGACAAUCUUAUUCCCUACACUGAUCUAGAAAAUUACAAGCAACAAAUGCGCGAAAUACGUAGGAAGUAUGGCAAGGAUAGUCAACAAUACAAAUUACUUUUACCGAAAUCCGACAAAGUACUAAUUUGGCGAGAAGCAAUUAAAGAAGCAAAUAAGGUAGCCGAAAUCUUGCAUGAGGACAGAUUAAAGAAAUUAUUUGAAAUGUACGAGCAGAAGAAAGCUUUAAAGAAGCAACAACGAAGGCAACAAAGACAACGAAAUUUAAGCGCAGACAACGAUAGCAGUACCAGUAGAUUUCGACACGACUCGAUGGAGAGUCGUAUAGUGAAGAAUCCCUUGGCUACAAGGAAACGUGCCCGUUCAACUUCGCCGUAUAGCCCGGCUUUUUCGCCUCUAAAACAAGUGUCUGAAAUCAAACGACGUAAAUUAAGUGACACAUCAACUCGAGAAUUGCAGGCGUCGGAAAGCUUGUGUGGAGAUAACACCGAAGCUCUUGAAAGUUAUAAACAUGAAGCUCCCGCUCAAAAAGAGAAUGAAGAAGUAAAUUCGUCCAGCUCGUUUACAUCCUUGCACGCAGAAGAGCUAAGCAGCAGUGAUGAUUACAGAAAUUUCUACAAUGCAAUGAAAGAAUUUGUAUUGCAAGAUAAUAAAGACGAUAUUUUGGAAAGAAGUUUGAUUGUUGCAGCUCGAAACAUUUGGGCCCUAAGGCAGAUUAAUCAACAACAAAUGCAGCGGAAAUUAUUGUCAGGCAAUAAUGAGCAAGAGUUGGGUUCUAGUCUUGUGGAAAGUGGUAGUGGUAAAGGUACUGUUAAGCGACUUUCCAACAGAUUGAAAACUAUAAGGUACCGACAUAGUUUACCAGCUAAAAUUAAUGACUCCCCAUACCCAGAAACAUUGGAAAAAAAGCAACGUGAUGAUCAAGAAGCCCGACAAAUUGAUAACAAGCCGAAGCGACAAUUGAAUCGACCCAUAGAAGAAGUUAUCGAUGAUAUAUUCAAUUUAGAUAACAAGUACUUAUUUCGGGGAUUAGCUCAUGAUCCCGUUUGUAAGUACUGUCUUCGUCCGAGUGAUUCUUUGGUCAGGUGUGCCAAAGGUUGUCAAUCAUGGUUGCAUGCCGAUUGUAUUCGAAAAACUUCAAUUAAUGGAAAUAUUGAAAAAAGAAAUGGGCGCAGUAAAUCAGAAAGUAGCAAUUCAAGGCGGAAUUCGUCGAAAUGGUCCGUUGAUACAAAAAUGUCACUUGAAAAGCAAAGUACUCAAUCAAUCAUUGGUGAAGAACAAACUGCAAGUUCAUCGUCACUAGCUUCCUACCAUGUUACUGCCGACGCCGAGACUGAUGAAAAAAUAGCAGAAAUUACUUGCGACUCCUGUGCCCUAGGUAAACCACCCGCCUGCGCUGUAUGUAAAAACGACAAUUCGUCCGAUCCAAGCAGAGAGGAACUUGUUGUUUGCAAUAUGUCCCAAUGCUCCCAAGUAUUCCAUCCCGCCUGUUGCAGGUAUUGGCCACAAGCGAAAUUUACCAAAUCAAAAAAUAAGAUUGAAUCGUUUCGCUGCCCAUCCCACGUGUGUCAUACUUGUGUGUCAGACGAUCCCAAGGGCAAGUUUCAACAUUUACGAAAUUCGAAACUUACAAAAUGCGUCAAAUGUCCUGCCAGUUAUCAUGUGGACUCUACGUGCAUACCGGCAGGCUCACAGAUACUUACUGCAGCACAUAUCAUUUGUCCCCGCCACAGCAAAUCCGGUAAAACCGAUGGGCACGUGAAUGUCAGUUGGUGUUUCAUUUGCGUGGGUGGCGGGCAAGUUAUUUGUUGUGAAACAUGUCCCACUGCUGUGCAUGCAAAGUGUUUAAAUAUCACGCUAGACCCAAGUGAAGGAUACAUUUGCGAGGAGUGUGAGUCAGGUCGUCUGCCAUUGUACGGAGAAAUGGUGUGGGCCAAGUUCACUUCGUUUCGAUGGUGGCCGGCAAUCAUUUUACCACCCACGGAAAUACCACAAAAUAUUAGACGGAAGUCGCAUAAUCCUCAUGAUUUCGUCGUUCGUUUCUUUGGUACACAUGAUCAUGGGUGGAUUUCUAGGCGGCGGGUCUAUCUUUAUUUGGAAGGCGACAGUUCGGAACCACCUAAAACAAAAUCAAGUUUAGACCAGAGCUAUAAUAGAGGUGUAGAAGAGGCGAAACGAAUUUACGAAAUUAUAAAAUCCAAGAAGCUCGCACAACGUUUAACCAAUGAGAGCAAAGAAAAGUUACACCCACAGCCAUAUGUGCGAAUAAAGGUCAAUCGCGCCGUCUAUCCCGUUAAGCUCCAUAUUGACUUGGAAAAGGUGAGCAAAUGCGAAUGCAAAAUGGACGACGAAGAUCCCUGUGGACCAAAUUCAAACUGCUUGAACCGCGUUCUCUAUCAUGAGUGCAAUCCAAAGGUGUGUCCUGCGGGUGAGCGUUGUCAAAAUCAAAUGCUCGAAUCUAGAUUGUCACCACGUCUUGACGUGGUUUAUCUGAAAGAACGUGGUUUCGGUUUGGUGUGUCGGCAACCAAUAAGUGCAGGGGAUUUUAUCAUCGAGUAUGUUGGUGAAAUUAUCGAUGACAAUGAGUUUCGGCAAAGAAUGUCACAGAAGUCUUUGGAUCGUGAUGAGAACUUUUAUUUUCUAUCUGUGGAGAAGGAUUAUAUUAUCGACGCGGGGCCAAAGGGAAAUUUGGCUCGUUUCAUGAAUCAUUCAUGCGAUCCGAAUUGUGAGACACAGAAAUGGUCAGUGAACGGUUUGAAUCGCAUAGCACUUUUUGCUAUCAAAGAUAUACCAGCGAACACAGAGCUUACUUUCAACUAUCACUGGGAUGAUUUGUUAGGAAAUGAGAAAAAAAUUUGCUUGUGUGGCGCAGCCAAAUGUGUAGGAGUAAUUGGUGGCAAAAACAAAGAAGAAAAAUUCCUCAAACAGGAGAGUCCUGCAAUGGAGGUCAAUAAGACUAAGUCCGGUACUACACGCAAGAGAAAGCCAUUGAAAAAGUUGCAGAAUCGUGCCCGGGGAGGUAAUGGGGGAAAAGCAAGCAAAAAGCGAACGAAUGUUACUGUGAAGAUUGAACCUCAUACAAGCAAUGAAUUGGCAGAUAAGCAAAAAAUCGAAGUUGUAAAUUCUUCAUCGCCGCAAGGUAUUAACACCAACGAUAUCACUGCCCAUGACGAAGAAAAUGACAAUCGUACAAAUAUAUCUUGAUAUAAAUAUUUUCCAUUCGCAAAUCUUUUCCUGUAUGUAUAGAGAUAAUAUAACAAAAUUCUGUUUAUAACGUGAGUAAAAAUUCUAUUUUUAAAAACUCUGUAAAUAUUGUAUACAAUUUUGCAAGCAAAGAAAGAACAAUUUUUACCCUCCAUCUUUAAAGAAAUCACGCUGAUUUAAAUUGAUAUUAGCUGUGUUUCUUCUUUAUUUAUUCUGAAUCUUGUUGAAUAUUGUUAAUGUAUAAGAUAUUUAUAAGUUCGAUUCCGCUCGUUUGACCUCUUCCAAUUUUGAAAGUUUUUGUAAUCUCCCAUUAGGCGUUUUUAAAAUUCGGUAGCGCUAAGUAGCAAAGAACAUGUAAAGACAAUCGAUUCAAUUUCAUUUAGAAAUGUUGAAUUGAACUACAAAAUAAUGUUAAAAAUCGCAAAAUUUUGUAUUAUGAAUGAAAAAAAAAAAAGUAAAUGUUUUUAGUGAAAGAUAAGUGAUAUACACUAUAAAAUAAAACAAAAAUAGUUCUUAGUCCUUCGAUGCGAUGUGGUUUUCAAAAAAUGUCAAAAUAGCAUUUUCCGGUUUAAGGGGGAACACCACUGUGAACGCGGGAAAAUUAAGUGAUUUUCAUGAAUUUUUUUUUAUAAGUAGGGAUGAUUAUUUGAGGAUCGGACAAAUUAUAAUUUAUUUAACAUAGGUAUAUUCAAGUAUACUGAAUAAAAAAUAUAAAAAACUACAAUUGUUAUUGAUAUUAAUGCAAUGACGUCAUAAAAAACUGAUGCACCCUGGUGGCUACGAUACAGCCGUGAAAAAUCAUCUGAAAGCAAAAAAACAAAAAAAUUCUUAAUCUACAUAUACAUCAAUGGCUAUCGUCGUACGUGGCGGUUUUUAUUUAAUUUUUUUUUUUGAAAAAAUGGUGUAGGUUUGAAAAAUGAGUUUGUGUUUUCACCCUUUUUUUGUUUUCGAAAGGCUUGAAAAAAAUUAAUUUUUGGAAUUUUUAAAAACGGCUAUGUACGACUGUAGCCAAUACAUGUACAAAAAUUAAAAAAAAAAAAAUAGAAUCGGUUCAUAAGUCUUCGAGAAAUCGAGGCCACCGUGUUCAGAAAAGUCCUUUUGAGAAAAACGCGUUUAAAGUUUUCAUUGGCCGUUGUAACUCACUACCUGCACUUAUUGUAUUGGGUAUAUAACUUCGCCAAUUUUCAAGAUUUUAAGUUAAAUUUUUUUUUACAUAUUUUUGUAUAUUACUUUUUCAAGAAAAUGCAAAAAAAACGAUUUUUUUUUUAAAUCACAGUGGGGUUCCCUCUUAAGCAUUUUCUUCCAUAAGUCAUUUCGAAAAGUUUCAAAAUAAUAAUUUCAAGUUUGAGCUUUUUCUUCCAUAAAUCACUUCGAAAAGUUUCAAAAUAAUAGUUUCCGAUUUAAGCAUUUUCUCCUAUAAGUCGUUUUUCGAAUACAACUUAAAAAUCUGCUUAUUUCAUUUUCCUUACUUUUUUCGUUGUUGUUAUGGGAAAAUAAUGCCUUAAAGGAUUUGAGUUUUAUACAUUUUACAAAGCAAUUAAGGGGAAUUUUAAUUGAAAAUAUUCAAAGAUGAUGUGAAUAACUUUCAGAAUGUAAAAUAAAAAUUACCGAAAAUCACUUCAAAUCCGAUCCAAGCUCACACGAUAUGCCACAGUAGUUAUACUAUAUAUGGGUAAAUAAUACAAUAUAUUAAGUUCUGUAGAAAUGCUUUCGUAAAAAAUUGUUUUAUUUUCACUCUUAUUUUUUACAGAACCUUACGCAUCUAAAGUUGUUUUAUUAAAAAAAUUUAGUUUGCCACAAGGCCAUUUUUAUGAAUAAUGUCACUAGAAAUGUUAAGAACCACGGCUUAACUAAUCUCAAUUUGUACAUUUUUUAGUUUAAAAUAUCUAAAAUUACCGUUUAAUGAUCCAUGUGACAUGGUUUUUUUUUUUUGUUAUAUUUCAAACUAUUUCGAAUAGUCACUUUAUUACAUUGUUUUCUUCUAAGCUAAGCUAUUCAGUCAAUAAAUUCAUUUAUUUUGUUGUUAGUUUUUGGAUUA